Fonsecaea erecta is the source of this 495-nucleotide messenger RNA. RefSeq lists its product as hypothetical. Lineage: Eukaryota; Fungi; Ascomycota; Eurotiomycetes; Chaetothyriales; Herpotrichiellaceae. The record is from RefSeq and is a predicted model, not a curated record. Bases 1 to 495 code for a protein of 164 amino acids. The transcript has 2 exons.
AUGAUCAGCAUCCGACUUCCCUGGAAAGACGCCCCAACGAGCCGCAUUGUCCACCUUGCGCAAGUUGUCCUCCAAUUCACGUUUGCACUGAUCGCUAUUGCCCUUAAUGCCUCCGAUGUGGCGGAUGGUCCCACAAAUAUAGGUGCUUCAGUCUUCGCCAUCGUCAUUGGGUCUUUGUCUAUGAUAACGGCAAUGUUGUUUGCGAUCGACAUUCUCUUCCCCUUUCCUAGCCGGCUGUGGCUCCUUUUCGUCUUGUUCUGGCAAUGGGUUCUCACUUUUGCCUGGACAGGCGUAAUUGCGGCAUUUCGGGGGCGGUAUUUCGACAACCGAUCCGCACAGAUCGAAGCCGCAGCUGGGUUCAAUAUCGCCAACAUGCUGCUAUGGCUAACAGGGUCCAUUUUUGGUACCAUCACGAUGUGUUUCAGGAGGAAACUGGGUGGGAAAAAGCCGGUUGAUGCAGAUCCUUCCCAUGGUUUCUCGGAACGUUCUGCCUGA